Molecule: messenger RNA, 2130 nt
Organism: Aspergillus vadensis CBS 113365
Lineage: Eukaryota; Fungi; Ascomycota; Eurotiomycetes; Eurotiales; Aspergillaceae
Product: transcription factor IIF subunit TFG1
Exons: 4
Coding region: 1-2130 (709 amino acids)
Biological process (GO): transcription initiation at RNA polymerase II promoter; positive regulation of transcription elongation by RNA polymerase II
Cellular component (GO): transcription factor TFIIF complex; nucleus
Molecular function (GO): RNA polymerase II general transcription initiation factor activity; TFIIF-class transcription factor complex binding; DNA binding
Source: RefSeq, a predicted model, not a curated record
AUGACCACACCUACUAAUGAUCAGGCUCUCAAGACCCCGACGGGGUCGAACGGUCCUCCACCACUGCGCAUUCGCCGGCCAAAAGUGGCCGAUCCCCUAGUGCGACCGAAGAGGAGACCGGCAAUGAGACCGCCAGCUCCAACGUCGGCAGCAAAUGGCGCAUCAAGAAUGCCCAACUCCAGACCAGUCACUUCGGGCCAGCUACCAGGGGCUCGCGCUGAGAAAAGCCUGACCCCAAAGAAUGAUUUCUCGGCAAACGGUUUCAGCGGCCCGUUGUUGUCUGAGAAUUACGUUGAUUACCCCAUCGUGACUACAAGACGAGCAUUGCGCGAAGGCUUGAAGCACCAUAUCGCCAGGUUCACCUCGAAAAAGUCCGUCGAUCCUCGCGACGAAAGUCAGUUUACUCGCCCCGUUAGACUCCAGCGCCGAGAUCCACGAGCACGGCCGAACGAAGCGAACGUCGAGAGAGGCCAACUCAAUUCGAAACCCGGCUCCGAACAAAGCACGCAGAUGGAUGAACUUGAACGCGAGGAGUUGGAGGCUAGGAAAGCAGCUCGUGAAAAAGAACGCGCAGAUAACAUGGCCCAAAUAGCCCCUUCCGUCGGCUCAGCGCCGAAAAGGCAUAAUGCUCCCAAACAGAAAACCCAGCAAGUGACUAAAACAGACAUGACCCCCGAGGAGAUUGCCAGGACCCGGAUCAAGUAUGAGGAGGCCCUUCCAUGGCACUUGGAGGAUUUUGACAACAAAAAUAUCUGGGUGGGAAAUUAUGAAGCCGCGUUGUCAGAGACCCACGCAGUCUUUGUGCUUGAGAAUACAGGGAAGAUGAGAAUGAUACCAGUUGAGAAGUGGUAUCGCUUCAGUGCGAAGAAUACAUUCAAGGCUUUGACCAUAGAAGAAGCCGAGAGACUUAUGGCUAAGAAGAUCAAAGAUCCGCGGUGGUUUAUGGAGAAACAACAAGAGCAAGCUCAACGGAAGGAACUGGAACAAUUUGCCAGACAACAAAAAGUGUACGCUGGUAAACAGGGAACCCCAGGCGGUGUCGAAGGAUUAGAAGCGGAUGAGAUGGACUUCGAGGAGGAUAGGUUUGCCGAUGAUGAGGAGCAUGAUGAUCUUUUCAACGAGGAUGAGGAAGCCAAGGCCGCCGAAAAGCGAAUCAAACAAGACCAAUUGAAAGCCAAUGUGUUUGAUCUGAAGAACGAAAAGGACUAUGAAGAGGAGGAACUUAGAGAGAAAAGAGAAAAGGAAGCCCGUCGAGUGCUUGGAAAGAAAGUACGCAAGGCCCUCCAGAAAAGGGAAAAGAACUAUGAUUAUAGUAGCGGUUCAGAUGUGAACCCUUAUUCAGAUGAGGAGAGCUCGGACGAAAGUGAAGCCGAACGACAGAAGGAGGAGGAAGAGGGCAAAGCCGAGGAGGACAAGAACAAGAAAGAGCCCUCAAAAGGCAACCUUACUCCAUCAGGUCGCUCACGACACGCCGAUCCGGCCAAAAAAGGCUCUGCCGCGGCACCUAGGAAGCGGUUAGGGUCUCCUUCUGAUGCAAGUGGUACAGAUACGUCCCGUAAGAAGGGGAAGAGCAAACAUCCGUCUUCCCAGCCAACACCUCAGCCACCAUCUCGCCCUAUGUCUCCAAGCGCGUCAUCAUUACCCGUCAGCAAAAAGCGUGUUCGGAAUGUGCUAGCAGGCGGCGCGGGAUCUGCUAGCGAUGUUGACGGCGGGGCUGGAUCGGGAGGCGAAAUGAGUGAGAGUGGAAAGGUCAAGAAACUAAAGCUCAAUCCUCCGUCAGUGGCAUCACAGAGUGUGACACCGCAGGGCUCAAGGGCCGGCAGUCCGGCUCCCUUGGGUAGCAAGAGCUUCUCCGGAAGUCGUGCUAGCAGUCCGGAAUCUUUGAGGGGUCCAACACGCAUUUCAACUCCGGGUCCAUCUGGUAGUGCCCAGGGCUUCCCAACACCCGCAGAAAUCCAUGCUGCUAUUCCGCAGUCUGGUAUUGGAAGUAGUGAUCUGCUUAGAAUCUUCCGUCCUCGUAUUGGGGAAUCCAAAGAGAACCACCGGCGGUUCAUAGCAAUUGUCAAAGAUGUUGGAGUGUACGGGAAAGAAGAUAGGCUCCUACGACCUGGUUCACUGAAAGAGACAUAA